Salmo salar (Atlantic salmon) is the source of this 5361-nucleotide messenger RNA. NCBI's taxonomy places the organism in Eukaryota, Metazoa, Chordata, Actinopteri, Salmoniformes, Salmonidae. The record is from RefSeq and is a predicted model, not a curated record.
UCGAGCGCUGCAGUAUCAUGGUGAUAUUACUCAACUGUGUGACCCUGGGCAUGUACCAACCCUGUGAGAACAUAGACUGCUCUUCAGACCGCUGUAAGGUACUACAGGCCUUCGAUGUCUUCAUCUAUGUCUUCUUUGCGGUGGAAAUGGUGGUGAAGAUGAUGGCCCUCGGAAUCUUUGGCCGUCGCUGUUACCUGGGCGACACGUGGAACCGUCUGGAUUUCUUCAUCGUCAUGGCAGGGAUGGUAGAGUACUCUUUGGACCUCCAGAACAUCAACCUCUCAGCCAUCAGGACAGUCAGGGUCCUCAGACCCCUCAAAGCCAUCAACAGAGUUCCAAGUAUGCGUAUCCUGGUGAAUCUCCUCCUGGACACUCUCCCCAUGCUAGGGAACGUCCUGCUACUCUGUUUCUUCGUCUUCUUCAUCUUCGGCGUCAUCGGAGUGCAGCUGUGGGCGGGACUACUGAGGAACCGCUGCUACCCCAAGGAAAACUUCACCCUUUCUAAGGACAUCUCCCUGCCUCGCCCAUACUACAUGGCAGACGAGGAUGAUGAGCGACCCUUCAUCUGCUCUCUUGCCCAGGACAACGGCAUCAUGGCGUGCACCGACGUCCCGGCCCGCCGAGAACUAGGACGCACCUGCUGCCUGGACAAGGACGAUGUGACACACAGACAGGGUUUGGGUCUGAGCCCUGAACCCCUGGUUAACGGGUCAGUGAGCGGGCCUGGACUGUGCAUCAACUGGAACCAGUAUUACACACGCUGUCACACGGGCCACAGCAACCCACAUAAAGGAGCCAUCAACUUUGACAAUAUCGCCUACGCUUGGAUCGUCAUCUUUCAGGUGAUCACUCUGGAAGGCUGGGUAGAGAUCAUGUACUAUGUCAUGGAUGCUCACUCCUUCUACAACUUCAUCUACUUUAUACUGCUCAUCAUCAUUGGUUCUUUCUUCAUGAUCAACCUCUGCCUGGUGGUGAUCGCCACCCAGUUCAGUGAGACGAAGCAGCGGGAGCACCAGCUGAUGCAGGAGCAGAGAGCCCAGGCCCACUCUUCCUCUACUCUAGCCAGCAUGACUGAGCCCUCAGCAGGCUGCUAUGAGUCCGUCUUCCAGCUGGUCUGCCACGUCCUCCGCAAGGCCCGCAGGAGGUCCAUGGCGCUCUGUAACCGACUGUUGGGGAGGCCCAAGGAGCUGAAAGGAGCAGGGAGAAGCAGAGGAGGAGGAGGAGGAGGAGAGAAGACGAACGUGAAUGGAGGAGGAAGAGAAGGAGGUGGGGAGAGGAGAGGGCAGCACAGACAGGCGGUCCACUGUCCCCACCACACCAAGCCCGACCACGCCUCCCCAGGAGACUCCAUCACACUCACUGUCUCCCCCGCCACCAACGGCUGCCCUCAUUGCACCGUCGCCCUGUCAAUCAGCGACGGGGCGGGACCUGCCGACAGCCUGGCCAAUUUGGAGGUGGAGGAAGGAGCUUUGGAAGAGACGGACGGGGAGGGCAGCAAAUGUGGCGCCGGGAAGGAGGAAGUGAAAGACGGGGCUCCCGCUAAGGUUUCUGGGGGAUGUAGGCGGGGGUGUGGGGAGCUGUGGGAGGAGACGAGGUUGAAGUUGUUGGGGAUCGUGGAGAGCAAGUACUUCAAUAGAGGAAUUAUGAUCGCUAUCCUCAUCAAUACCAUCAGUAUGGGCAUCGAACACCACAACCAGCCUGAGGAGCUAACCAACGUGUUGGAGAUCUGUAACAUAGUGUUCACUAGUAUGUUUGCCAUGGAGAUGAUUCUGAAGAUAACAGCGUCCGGAUGUUUCAACUAUCUGAGAAACCCCUACAAUGUGUUCGACGGUGUCAUCGUCAUUAUCAGUGUGUGUGAGAUCAUCGGCCAGUCUGACGGAGGUCUGUCCAUAUUGAGGACCUUCAGACUCCUUCGUGUCCUGAAGCUAGUCAGGUUCAUGCCCGCGCUGCGCAGACAGCUAGUGGUCCUGAUGAAGACUAUGGAUAAUGUGGCUACCUUCUGUAUGCUGUUGAUGCUGUUUAUCUUUAUAUUCAGUAUCUUGGGGAUGCAUAUCUUUGGCUGUAAGUUCAGCCUGAAGACAGAGGCAGGAGACACUGUUCCAGACAGGAAGAACUUUGACUCUCUACUCUGGGCCAUCGUCACUGUGUUUCAGAUCCUAACUCAGGAAGACUGGAACACGGUGCUGUAUAAUGGAAUGGCUGCCACCUCUCCUCUAGCUGCUCUGUACUUCGUAGCUCUCAUGACGUUUGGGAACUACGUUCUCUUCAACCUGCUGGUGGCCAUCUUGGUAGAGGGAUUUCAGGCUGAGGGAGAUGCUAAUCGCUCCUAUUCAGAGGAUGACAGUUCCCCCUCUAACUUUGACGAGAGUGAGAAGCUUAAUGAUUCUCUCAAACUGUCUGAUCCUAAAAUCUGCACUUUGACCCCUAACGGGCACCUGGAGUUGACCACAUUGACCCCAGUGAUGACCCCCAGGGGGUCGUACCCCACUGACAGGCUGACCUAUGCCCUGGGGUCACGGAAGAGCAGCGUUAUGAGUCUGGGCAAGGCCAACCUGGAGCAGAGGAGAUCAUUCUCUCUGCACCACGGCCGCAGUUCCCUGCACCACCAUUGGGGUCGCCCUCCCCCUCCUCAGAGUGCAUGGAACCGCAGGUCCAGCUGGAACAGCCUGGGUUGUCCCUCCCGCGGGCUAGGGGGGAUGGGAGCGGGUGUGGUCCCCGGGGGACCUCCGCCUCGCCCUAACCCCAGGAUGAGGAGUGUUUCUGGGGGAGGGAGCAGCGGCAGUGGGGGUAUGGUAGUGGAGCACCAUGAUUGUAAUGGGAAGGCUCCUAGUCCUAUUGGUCUUACGGGUCCCCAGACUGCCAAACUCCUAGCAGAGGUCUUCCCUCAGCUGAACCUGGCCAAGGACAGAUCGGACAUGGAUGAGGAGAUAGACUAUAGUAUGUGUUUCCGUAUCCAGAAGAUGAUGGAGGUGUACAGGCCUGACUGGUGUGAGAAAAGAGAGGACUGGUCUGUCUACCUCUUCUCACCACAGAACAAGUUCAGACUGCUAUGUCAGUCCAUUAUAGCCCACAAGCUCUUUGACUACGUAGUUUUAUCCUUCAUCUUUCUCAACUGUAUCACUGUAGCUCUGGAGAGACCCAAGAUACUGCAGAGCAGCUUGGAAAGACUUUUCCUCACCGUCUCCAACUAUGUCUUCACAGCCAUAUUUGUAGCUGAGAUGACCGUCAAGGUGGUCUCUAAGGGUCUGUACCUGGGUGAGAAGGCCUAUCUGAAAAGCAGCUGGAACGUUCUGGAUGGUUUCCUGGUCUUCGUGUCGUUGAUUGACAUUGUUGUGUCCAUGGCAGGCGGGGCUAAGAUCCUGGGGGUGCUGAGAGUGCUCAGGCUGCUCAGGACACUACGCCCUCUCAGGGUGAUCAGUAGAGCUCCAGGGCUGAAGCUAGUGGUAGAGACUCUCAUCACAUCUCUGAAGCCUAUAGGAAACAUCGUCCUCAUCUGCUGCGCUUUCUUUAUCAUCUUCGGCAUCCUCGGUGUGCAGCUGUUCAAGGGGAAGUUUUACUACUGCCUGGGUCUAGAGGUGAAGAACAUCACCAACAAGUCUGACUGUCUCCAGGCUAACUACAGAUGGGUUCACCACAAAUACAACUUUGAUAACCUGGGACAGGCUCUGAUGUCUCUGUUUGUGCUGGCAUCUAAAGACGGCUGGGUCAACAUCAUGUACCAUGGUCUGGAUGCUGUGGGCAUAGACCAACAGCCGUCUAUUAACAACAAUCCGUGGAUGCUCCUGUACUUCAUCUCCUUCCUCCUCAUCGUCAGUUUCUUCGUUCUCAACAUGUUCGUGGGUGUGGUGGUGGAGAACUUCCACAAGUGCAGACAGAACCAGGAAGUGGAGGAGGCCAAAAGGAGGGAGGAGAAACGACAGAGACGCAUGGAGAAGAAGAGGAGGAAGGCCCAGAAGCUACCCUACUAUACCAACUAUAGCCAUGGUCGACUGAUGAUCCACACUCUGUGUACCAGCCACUACCUGGACCUCUUCAUCACCUUCAUCAUCUGUAUCAAUGUCAUUACUAUGUCCCUGGAGCACUACAGCCAACCACAGUCAUUGGAGACUAGUCUGAAGUAUUGUAACUAUUUCUUCACCACAACCUUCGUGGUGGAAUCUGUCCUCAAGCUCAUUGGCUUCGGGUUCCGACGCUUCUUCAAGGACAGGUGGAACCAGCUGGACCUGUCCAUAGUGUUGUUGUCAGUGAUGGGCAUCGUUCUGGAGGAGAUUGACUACAAUGCUUCUCUACCCAUCAACCCUACCAUCAUCAGAAUCAUGAGGGUGCUGCGGAUAGCACGAGUUCUCAAGCUAUUGAAGAUGGCUACAGGAAUGAGAGCUCUUCUAGACACAGUGGUUCAGGCUCUACCUCAGGUGGGGAACCUGGGCCUGCUGUUUAUGUUGCUGUUCUUCAUCUACGCUGCUCUGGGGGUGGAACUGUUUGGAGAGCUGGUGUGUAAUGCUGACUACCCAUGUGAGGGCAUGAGUCGGCACGCCACCUUCGAGAACUUCGGCAUGGCCUUUCUCACCCUCUUCCAGGUCUCCACCGGAGACAACUGGAACGGCAUCAUGAAGGACACCCUGCGUGAGUGCCCUCCAGGUCCAAGUGACUACCCGUGCCACGCUGGACUCCAGUUCAUCUCUCCCAUGUACUUUGUCUCCUUCGUCCUCACCGCCCAGUUUGUCCUCAUCAACGUAGUGGUAGCCGUGCUCAUGAAGCACCUGGACGACUCAAACAAAGAGGCCCAGGAGGAUGCUGAGAUGGAUGCAGAGAUUGAGCUGGAGCUUGCCCAGGGACAACUGCAACUACCCACCUGCUGCAUGGGGGGGCUGGGCACUGGGCUGGUCGUGGCUGGGGCCUCUGGAGCGCCUGGAUGUAGGGGUGAUUUGAUUAGAUCUUUUCAAUGAAUAUUAAUCUGAUUUAUUUAUUUUAUCUACCUGCCCUGGGACCACUAGCUAGCCGGCUAAAUCUGACACAUUUACAGAUAUGUUGAUUGAUGUGCAUUGUCUCUGUCAAAUAAAUGUAACAAAUUAAAUGAAAAUUGGACAAUUUAAAAACAAAUCUCAAACAAUCAUGUGGAUACAAUGCAUUUUAAAAUCAUUAAUGAGAACACAAACAUUGUUUACUGUUUAAAUUCCAUUGUGGUCCUCUUCUAUCCAUUGUGGGUCCUCUUCUAUCCAUUGUGGGUCCUCUUCUAUCCAUUGUGGUUCCUCUUCUAUCCAUUGUGGGUCCUCUUCUAUCCAUUGUGGUCCCCUUCUAUCCAUUGUGGUUCCCCUUCUAUCCAUUGUGGGCCCUCUUCUAUCCAUUGUGGUCCCCUUCUAU